Marasmius oreades (fairy-ring Marasmius) is the source of this 773-nucleotide messenger RNA. RefSeq lists its product as uncharacterized. Gene Ontology annotation, biological process: mitochondrion organization. The transcript is spliced from 3 exons. Gene Ontology annotation, cellular component: nucleus; mitochondrion. NCBI's taxonomy places the organism in Eukaryota, Fungi, Basidiomycota, Agaricomycetes, Agaricales, Marasmiaceae. The record is from RefSeq and is a predicted model, not a curated record. Bases 72 to 548 code for a protein of 158 amino acids.
GAAAUUUUCGGCAACCUGAUUCGUGGUCACAAACGGGAGGACCUCGCAACCCUUUCACCUCGACCACCAUCAUGCCUCGUCAAUCUCGUGGACGUUCAUCUGCUCCUGCUUCUCGUACAACGGCGCCUGCAGCUCCCGCUCAAUCUCGGGGUGCUCAUACAGCUGCAUUGCCUGCUCAUGCAGCACCAACACACAACCCUGCACACGCACCGGCCCCUCCAGCAACUGCAACCCAAACUCGUCAACCAGGAAUGCUGUCUCAGAUGGCUGCUACAGCAGGUUCUGUCGCCGUUGGUUCAACCAUCGGACAUGGAAUCAGUAGUAUGUUGUUUGGAGGUGGAGGUGGAAGUUCCGCACCGGUAGAGCAAGCGCAAGCGGCUUCUGCUCCUGCUUCGACCGUACAGCAAUCUUCCGGUAUCAACUGCGAACUUCAGGCUAAGGAGUUUACGAAGUGUCUUGAAAAAGCCGACCUUCCUUCUUGCACAUGGUAUCUUGAACAACUCAAAGCUGUGAGUCGUAGUCUUUUGUAUAGUGACCACGGAUGUUGACUCUGGACUUAUUAGUGCCAAGCUGCUGCUGCACCCUACUAGACGGUUUUUUGUGGGAACAAUGGGUAUAGAGCACACUAUUGCUACUAUAUGGUCUAUGUCAAUCUUCCAUCAAUGGGAGUUUGAAUAGUUAGCCUACUAGGCGCGCUGCCUAGGCUGUUUGUACUCAAACCUUGAUGUUCUGCUCAUUGUCAAUAGGGGAAUUCAAAGUUGAUUUCGAACGCG